Populus euphratica (Euphrates poplar) is the source of this 1576-nucleotide messenger RNA. It is a transcript of the gene AME3, whose product is annotated as Protein kinase superfamily protein. Lineage: Eukaryota; Viridiplantae; Streptophyta; Magnoliopsida; Malpighiales; Salicaceae. The transcript is spliced from 12 exons. The coding region runs from base 238 to 1452 and encodes 404 amino acids. The record is from RefSeq and is a predicted model, not a curated record. Gene Ontology annotation, molecular function: protein serine/threonine kinase activity; ATP binding. Gene Ontology annotation, biological process: protein phosphorylation. Gene Ontology annotation, cellular component: nucleus.
ACACGACCAAAUAAAUAAAUUAGCGCAAAGCCUUCUUGUCAUUUUACCGAACCCCAACCCUAACAACCCCUCUUUACCACCCGUACACUUCUUACAUCGUAUUCGUACAUCUUUCCCACGAUUAUCACAAGCAAACCCUAAUUAGAUUUCAUAAGCUGCCACUGUAAGGUCAAAUUCCCUAACUUUCCUGGAAUUCAGGAUUUUUUUGUGUUGCAGAGGGAAAUCUUGAUUGCUCGAAUGGUAGCAGCAGUUGUCGAUAUCGAAAGGAUGGAGAAGCAGCAGCGUGUCAGAAAACGGCCGAGAUUCGCGUGGGACGUAGGCCCCGCACAACCAGAGGAACGGGCUCCAGUGGUGGCUCGAAAUGAGGGGAUGGCGGCUAGGUAUGUGUCCCCGCCGAGAAGGGAGGAUGAUCGUGAAGGACAUUAUAUGUUUAAUCUCGGCGAGAAUUUGACUCCAAGAUAUAAAAUACUGAGCAAAAUGGGUGAAGGCACUUUUGGGCGAGUUUUGGAAUGUUGGGAUCGCCAAAGACGAGAGUAUGUGGCAAUCAAGGUAGUACGUAGCAUUCACAAGUAUCGUGAUGCAGCAAUGAUUGAAGUCGAUAUACUUCAGCGUGUGGCCAAGAAUGAAAAAGCCAGCUCACGAUGUGUUCAGAUUCGGAACUGGUUUGAUUACCGCAAUCACAUUUGUAUUGUAUUUGAGAAGCUUGGACCAAGUUUGUUUGAUUUUCUAAAGAGAAAUAAAUACAGCCCAUUCCCCGUGGAUCUUGUUCGGGAAUUUGGACGUCAGCUUUUGGAAUCUGUAGCAUAUAUGCAUGAUUUACGCUUAAUUCACACUGACCUGAAGCCAGAAAAUAUACUUCUUGUGUCAUCUGAAUAUAUAAAGCUUCCAGGCUCCAAGAGGAGUUCUUCAGAUGAAAUGCACUUCAGGUGCUUGCCAAAGUCAAGUUCCAUUAAGCUGAUUGAUUUUGGUAGUACUGCAUUUGAUAAUCAGAACCAUAGCUCCAUUGUUUCAACGAGACAUUACAGAGCCCCUGAGGUCAUUCUAGGUCUAGGUUGGUCUUAUCCAUGUGACUUGUGGAGCAUUGGUUGUAUACUAGUUGAGUUAUGCUCGGGCGAAGCUCUAUUCCAGACACAUGAGAACUUGGAACAUUUAGCUAUGAUGGAGAGGGUAUUGGGACCUCUGCCAGAGCACAUGAUUCUUAGGGCUAAUCGUGGAGCUGAGAAAUAUUUUCGGAGAGGAUCCAGGUUGAAUUGGCCUGAAGGAGCAGUUUCUAGGGAAAGUAUCAGAGCUGUGAAGAAGCUUGAUCGACUAAAGCUUAUGAUAUCUCAACACGUAGACAGCUCAAGAUCUUCACUCAUUGACCUGCUGCAUGGUUUGUUAAAAUAUGAUCCAUCCGAACGUCUAACAGCUUGGCAAGCUCUUAAUCAUCCGUUCUUCAAGUGUCCAACUUAAGCUACUGCACUUCGAAGCAAAUCUAUGUGCUGGUUUGACGUGAAUGGCUGGCUUUGACCAUGAGUUAUUGUAUCUCCUUGUACAUGUACAAUUCAAAUCAAUGGAAAUCCUUUUUUUCUUUCGA